AUGGGAGGCGGCAAUGUGAAAAACUUAACAAACAAAAUAUUGACUCAACUAAAAGUCAACAACAGUUUAUCAAAAGCUGUUUCAAUCUUAUUUGAAUCCCCAUUUCCUGUUGAAAUCUCUCUAUACGCUUCCUUGUUCAAUCUUUGUGCUUCAAGACGAGCAAUCGUUGAAACCCGCAAACUCGAAUCACAUUUACUCACUUUUAAUCCAACCCCACCUGUUUUUUUGCUCAACAGAGCUAUUGAAGCUUAUGGUAAAUGUGGAUGUUUGAAUGAUGCACGUGAACUGUUUGAUGAAAUGCCUCAAAGAGAUGGUGGAUCUUGGAAUGCUCUAAUUUCGGCGUAUUCGCGUAAUGGGUUUGCUGAAGAGGCGUUAAGGGUGUUUUUGGAUAUGAAUAAAGAUGGGUUUUCUUGGAAUGAGAUUAGUUUUGCGGGUGUUUUGGGUUCUUGUGGUGCCCUUUUGGAAAUCGGUUUUGCUAAGGGGGUACAUGGACUUGUUGUCAAACACGGGUUUGUUAAGAAUGUGAUUAUCGCAAGUUCUAUUGUUGAUGUUUAUGGAAAAGGUGGGUUUUUGAGUGAUGCAAGGAGAAUGUUUGAUGAGAUUCGUAACCCGAAUGAGGUUUCUUGGAAUGUGAUUAUUAGGAGGCAUUAUGAUAUGGGGAAAGAGAAGGAAGCCGUGGCUUUGUUUUUCGAUUUGAUUAGGAAAAAUGAUGUUAUGCCGUUGAGCUUUACAGUAUCGAAUGCAAUUUGUGCUUGUUCUAGAAUUUCCGCUUUCAGUCAAGGAAAACAAAUUCAUGCUUAUGCUGUGAAAAUAUAUCUAGUAGACACUUUGGUUGUUUCUGGAUCUCUUAUUGAUAUGUAUGCAAAACAUGGAGAUUUACAGAGUGCACACGACGUCUUUAACCAACCAAACGCAAAAGAUUUGAUUAACUGGACAUCGAUUGUUUCAGCAUAUGCUACAAAUGGUAGAAUUGAAGAGGCAAGGAAACUUUUCAAUAAGAUGCCAGAGAGGAACAUUGUUUCAUAUAAUGCCAUGCUGGCAGGUUACACACGGUAUUACAAAUGGGAAGAUGCCUUUGAAAUCGUUAAUCUGAUAUCCAAAUCUAACGUUGAUAUUGACCAUGUUACAAUCGGGCUGAUUUUGACCAUUUGUGCUGGUCGUUUAGAUGUUGAAUUGGGGAAACAGGUUCAUGCAUAUGCCUACAGACAUGAUUUUAACUCCAAUUUGUUUGUCGGUAAUGGGCUUCUUAACAUGUAUGGAAAAUGUGGAGACUUGAGAAGUUGCAGAGCCUGGUUUUAUCAAAUGAGCCACAUUCGGGAUGCCAUUUCUUGGAACUCAAUAUUGACUACUCAUGCACGUCACAGAAGGAGUGAGCAAGCGAUGGCGGUUAUUGGGAAAAUGUUAGAGGAGACCCCUCCACAUAAGCAUACUCUUGCAACUAUUUUAGCUGCUUGUGCUAAUAUAUUUGCACUUGAUUCAUGUAAACAAAUUCAUGGGUUUUUACUUAGAUAUGGCUAUGAUAUGGACAUUGUCAUAAAAGGAGCCUUGGUGGAUGCUUAUUCCAAAUGCCAUUGUAUUGUGUACGCACUUAGGGUUUUUCACUCAACUGUUUCAAGGGAUUUGAUUCUUUAUAACUCAAUGAUACUGGGAUGCUGUCACAAUUCAAGAGGUGAUGCAAGUAUAGAUCUUUUUAAUAUGUUAAAAAGUGAAGGGUUGAAACCAGAUAACACCACAUUUCAAGGAGUUUUACUUGCUUGUAUAAGUGAGGGCCGUGUUGAACUGGGUAAGCAGUAUUUUGACUUGAUGAUUAGUGACUAUUGUGUUAUACCACGGUUGGAGCAUUAUGAGUCUAUGAUUGAACUUUAUGGUCGGUAUGGGUUCAUGGGUGAACUUGAGAAUUUUGUAAAGCAAAUGCCGUUUGAGCCAACUGCGUCCAUGUUGGUUAGAGUUUUUGAUGCUUGCGUUGAAUAUAAAAGGGGGAGGUUUGGAAAAUGGGCAGCUGAACAGCUUAAUGCAUUGAACCCAUCAGUCCCCUUUAGAUUUGAACUCAUGGAUGCCUCAUAAUUUUUACUGGAACGGACUAUGAGUACAUACAUGCCGAAUCACGGAGACGGUGGUGGAGGAUGGACCGUGCACCUGCCAAAACCCCAAAUAUCAAUUUAGUAAUUUGUACUAUGUUCAACAGAUAGAGUAACUAAUCAUGAAAUAAUUCAAAUUCUUGCUUCUACUGCGUUGUACAUUGAAAGAUACACCGGCUGUUUGGUUGGCUUGAUAUGGCAGAUUUACAGGUUCCAAUUGGGUUACGACAGUUACAGAGUACAGACACCCAACUUUUGCCUUAUACAACUUUCAUUAUGCAGGUAAGGGUGGAUUUGUUGUUGUCCUUUUUAUUUUCCAUAUCUAGGUUUGGAUAGGUUAAAUCUGUUGUUUUUCCAACCUGGAAAUGCCAUGAUCUUUGCUUUUUUUCCUUGUGAGUGUUUCUUCGUAUAUCUCAUUUGAUUAGCUAUCUGGGUGCAUGAGAAAUUUGGUGCUCCCUGUUUGUAUUAAUCUUGUUAACUGUACCAAAAUCUUUAAAAUGAGGUAAUAAAGCUAAUGAUGUUGUUUCUCUC
Molecule: messenger RNA, 2609 nt
Organism: Erigeron canadensis
Lineage: Eukaryota; Viridiplantae; Streptophyta; Magnoliopsida; Asterales; Asteraceae
Product: pentatricopeptide repeat-containing protein At3g26540
Exons: 1
Coding region: 1-2064 (687 amino acids)
Biological process (GO): RNA modification
Molecular function (GO): RNA binding; protein binding
Source: RefSeq, a predicted model, not a curated record